Messenger RNA from Lottia gigantea (owl limpet), 1995 nucleotides. RefSeq lists its product as hypothetical. The annotation marks the transcript as partial. Lineage: Eukaryota; Metazoa; Mollusca; Gastropoda; Lottiidae. The record is from RefSeq and is a predicted model, not a curated record. Gene Ontology annotation, biological process: transmembrane transport. Gene Ontology annotation, molecular function: oxalate transmembrane transporter activity; chloride transmembrane transporter activity; sulfate transmembrane transporter activity. The transcript has 2 exons. Gene Ontology annotation, cellular component: membrane.
AUCUCCAAAAUAAAGGAUAACUGCUACUGUUCAAAGAAACGAACCUGGAAGAUCAUCACUAGCUAUAUCCCGCUUAUCAAGACCAUUCGUUAUUAUAAAUUAAGAGAAUAUUUGUUGACGGAUUUCCUUGCCGGAUUAACAGUUGGUAUUCUCCAUAUCCCACAAGCUUUGGGAUUCGGACAACUUACUUCUGUCAAAGUUGAAAAUGGACUGUAUACAUCUCUAUGGCCUGUGCUGAUUUACAUGAUUUUCGGAACCUCCCCCCACGUUUCAAUGGGUACCAGUGCUGUUAUUUGUAUCCUUACUGCUGCUGUCGUAGAGAGACAGGGCGAAGUGUUUCAGUCUACCCAUCCUUGGGUACUAAAUCAGACUAUAAAUGGUACCAUUAAUGGAACAUUAAUCCCUGUGGAUGAAGUAGCAGAAUAUCUUGAUUAUAAAGAAAGUGUUGCCAUGUCUGUCACUCUCUUCUGUGGCCUGAUGAUGAUUGCUAUGGGUUUCUUGAAACUAGGCUUUAUCACAGCCUACCUGUCAGAAUCCUUCUUUGCUGCUUUCACAUCAGGUGCAGCUGUCCAUAUUUUCACCAGUCAAGUUACGCCAAUGCUCGGAUUACAUGUAACGAGACACAGUGGCAUUUUCAAGAUCGUCAAGAACUACAAAGAAAUCUUUACACACAUAACCGAUGUUAACAUCACUGCUUUGAUCUGCGCCAUCAUUACCAUGGUUCUCAUUUUGAUCGUCAAAGACUGCAUCAACGAACGAUUCAAGCACAAAAUUGUCAUCCCAAUCCCAAUUGAACUGAUCGUCGUAGUUGUUGGUACACUAGCUGCUUACUUUGGAGAAUUCCAUGAAAACUUUGGAACUGAUGUUGUUGGAACCAUACCAAAUACUAUCCCAGCACCAGUUUUACCACCAGUUGACGAGGCUCCAAAUUUCUUAGUAGACUGUUUCAUCCUUGCUAUUCUCAUUUUCGCCAACACUAUUGCUAUGGCUAAAAUUUGUGCCAAGAAACACAAUUAUGAAGUCGACGACAGUCAGGAAAUGAUCGCUUAUGGUAUGUGCAACUUCCUUAGCUGUUUCAUGAAAUGCUUUCCAUCCAGUGUUGCGCCACCGAGAUCCAUGGUUGCUUCUGCUAUGAAUACCAAGACCAUGAUCAAUGGUUUAAUUACUUCUAUUCUCAUCUUACUUAUCAUCAUGGUUAUCAGUCCACUGUUUGCUGCUCUUCCAAAAUCUAUUCUCGCUGCCAUCAUCGCCGUCUCUCUAAAAGGUCUCUUCAUCCAGAUAUCUAUUGGUUAUAAGUACUGGAAAAUCAGCAAGUACGACUUCGUCAUCUGGUUAUCAACCUUCUUGAGUGUUGUUUUCUUAGACAUUGAUGUUGGUUUGGGAAUUGGUGUUGGAGUUUCCCUACUCUCGGUUGUCUUCCAAACACAGUUUGCUUCCGGAUACAGAGUUGGCAAAUCCAAGGAUGGUGUCUGGGUAGAACACAAGAAAUACCAAGACUCACAAGAAACCCCUGGUGUUAAGGUCUUCCGAUUCAAUUCUUCUCUAUACUUCGCCAAUGCCGAAAUCUUCCGAAGCCAAGUGUACGGCAAGACUGUCAAUCCAAGAAAAUUAUUGAAAUUGCUGAAGAAAAAGGAAAAGAAGGUGGCUAAAUUACAAAAGGAAGGUGGCUACAGCGGCGAAUUUAGAAGAGAUUCUGUAAUCGUUAGGGAAAGUCUGAGAAAAACUCAUCACGUGAUCAUUGAUUGCAAUGCUAUCAAUUAUCUAGAUGUUUCCGGUGCUAAUGUCAUCAGUCACAUGUUUACCGAAUAUGGGCAUGUUAAUAUAGUCAUGUUUUUGGCCGGUUGCUCUGCGGAUAUGAGAGAUGCUAUGCUACAUUCUGGCGUCUACGAUAAAAUCUCAAACGAUCACAUUUUUGUGAAUGUGGAUGACGCUUUAGCAGUUGCUCGUACCCAUAAAAUUAUCCCUCUUCCAUCUGGUUUGGGUGAUUUCUCCGAC